GAAGGUAUGUACGCUCUUGACAUGAAUAGAUCAAAAUGAGUCUUGUGGUCAUUACAAGGAGAGCCAACAGUUGAGGUUACAAAUGAAGUUGUUGAUGCUGCAGGGCAUACAAUUGGUACAUCUUUGGAGGUCAUUUCCAACUUAGGAAGGUUCUCAACCCCAAGAGUACCACACCUUUGCUAUGAUCAUGUCAGUCUUGAGGCCCUUAGAGGUAAUGUUCUUAUGUUUGUAUGGAGGUUUAAGAAUUGGGUUAUACGAGCCUGUUAAGAAUUUGUAUGUUGGGAAAGACCAUGUUGGAGAUGCUCCAUUGGUGAAAAAAAUUCUCGCUGCAUUAACAACUGGUGCUGCUGUAGCAAUUGCAGUGGCAAAUCCUACCGAUCUUGUCAAAGUUAGACUUCAAGCAGAAGGAAAAUUCCCUCCUGGCGUGCCAAGGUGCUACACUGGAUCAUUGAAUGCUUAUUCAACAAUUGUGAAACAGGAGGGAGUCAGAACACUUUGGACUGGCAUUGGCCCCAAUGUCGCAAGAAAUGCUAUCAUUAAUGCUGCUGAGCUAGCCAGUUAUGAUCAAGUGAAAGAGACCAUUUUGAAAAUUCCAGGCUUCACCGAUAACGUUGUUACACAUCUUCUUUGGGCGGGUUUUUUUGCAGUGUGUAUUGGCUCCCCAGUUGACGUGGUGAAGUCAAGAAUGACGGGAGAUCCUAGUUACAAAAGCACCAUUGGUUGUUUCGUCAAAACAUUAAAAAAUGAUGUACCACACCUUUGCUAUGAUCAUGUCAGUCUUGAGGCCCUUAGAGGGAUUUGUCAUCGUCUCAGUUUUAUUCGAUACAACAUCUUGCCCUCAUACAUCCUAACAAAAUGGGGUAGCCGGACGUAAAAAUAUGCAUCUUGUAGAAACCGUUUGGACCCUACUUCUCUAUGGUAAUGUUCCAUUCUGGUUCUGGAGGAUAUUAUGCUAAUAUGGCAUGUUACCUUAUAAACCUCAUGCCCUCGUCUGCCCUUAACAACAAUAUCCCUCACUUAAUUUUGUUAUUUCCUUAUUCCCCCUUCACCCAAUUCCUCCUCGUUUCUUCGAGUCUACAAUAUUUGUUAAAGUAAAUGCUCGUGACGGCGACGGUACCGGUGAUCAUCCAUGGUUCUCUUUCUCUCUCUUCCAGGUUACUCCUACCCUAUCUCAUAUCGAAACAUUGGGGACAAUGUUCGGUUUAAGUGUGGGAGGAGAUUUUUAUCGUUUUUUAUUGCUUUUCUUUAUUUUUAGUAUGUUUUGAGCGUUUUUUGUUGUUUGCUUUUCCUUUCAAUAAAAUAACAUGUGUUUGACGAGUCAUCUGUGUAGUGUAUCCGUAUUUCUCCUAUUUCUUUAACCUUACCAAAAAAAAAUUGUGAGCAAAGAAAACAGUGCAUCUUGAAUAUUCAGGCUAUAAGACAGGUUUAUGACGGGAUGUAAAAGACUUGGGAAAACGUUUUUUAAAAAUCGGUAUUGUCUUAAUAGCGUAGGCUUCAUGAUUAUAAGAGUCGAUCCCGACACCCCAUGUGUUGUGGUCCCAAUUUUUUUUACAAAUAAGUCCUUAAGUAGUUUAUCCUUGCAGUCAGCUCCGGCUUAAGCAUGCUCUACGUAGGGGACCGAUGAAAAUAAGUGAAU
Molecule: messenger RNA, 1636 nt
Organism: Lathyrus oleraceus (garden pea)
Lineage: Eukaryota; Viridiplantae; Streptophyta; Magnoliopsida; Fabales; Fabaceae
Product: mitochondrial uncoupling protein 1
Exons: 10
Coding region: 182-874 (230 amino acids)
Source: RefSeq, a predicted model, not a curated record